Prorocentrum cordatum is the source of this 584-nucleotide messenger RNA. NCBI's taxonomy places the organism in Eukaryota, Dinophyceae, Prorocentrales, Prorocentraceae. The record is from the annotation of a GenBank genome assembly.
GAGAAGGGGCUCGACGGCACCACCGUCCCCAUGGAGGUGUACGUCAAGACGCAGCGUGGGGACGUCUUCAGCCUGGAAGUGACCCUGGCAGACACGGUGGCGCUCCUGAAGGAGCAGCUGGCGAGAGUGGAGGGUAGCCCAGCGCAGAGCCAACGCCUCAUGUGGAAGGGCUUCAAUAUGCAGGACGAGCGAACCCUGGCCUCGUACGAGGUACGGCACGGCGCCGUCAUCGUCCUCGCCCCCCGCCUCCGCGACUGGGCGGAGAGCAAGCCGCGGCGGGCACAGUUCUCCGCCCGCAGGGGGCUGGAGCCGCGUUUUAUGUGCCGCCCUCUGGGCCGCUCUGCGAUGUCUCUCGGCGACACGUUAGGCUCGAAUUCGCUGGGUUUUUGGCUUGCCGGCUGAAUCUUGACGGCCCAGCUUUAAUGGGAUGUUUGCGAGCGGGAAUUUGCGUCAACCCGAACCCGAGCCUUCUUGUACGUCUCCCCGAGUCAGCCGUUUAAUUGCCUGAGGAGUUGCCAAUGGCGCACUCCUCUACCCACCCUUCCUUCCAGAUGCCAGACUCACUUGUGGCGGUGGUGGCGGUG